GUGAUAGCGAACACGGGAUUUUUGAUGGCUGAGGUGCGCUCACGAAAAGUUCGAUCCGUCGUUUUCACAUGCAUGUACUCGGUUCUGCGUGCGCGGCGGUGUUGCUCGGCGUUAGCGGAAUAUCAGAGAUUAUAGUCAAUUCUCGUACAUCAAGGGGAACAACUACAACUUAUAACUACUAGAUUAUGGGCUUGAGAGCCGCUACCUACUAGUAUCGAAACUGUACUACAUUCAUCAAGCCAUCUUUUAUCUUUAUCGAAGAUCAGGGACUACGACUGGACAACUCUCUCUCCUUCUAUUUAACAUGCAUCCUCAUCCUCUAACCCGAAGAGAGCGUCUGGAGAAUCGACAUGCUCCCUACCUGAUCAAGCUGCACAUUUUAGCAGGUGGCUUCCAUGGAUGGAUCAAUUACUUCUUUCAGACGCGGAGUCAGGUUAUGAUGGAUCUCUCUCACGUGAAAGAAACGUGAGGUUGCUCUAGUAUAAAUGAACGCGAGACAAGUAGGUGGGGGUGGCACUCAUGAUGGCACUCAUCCUCAUGACGUUCAACAUGAUCACACACACACUUUGUUGAUGUUGACUUCUUCAUCAGCACAGUUUCUAAGGAUCGUGGAAUCGCAGUAGACGUAGCCUCUCUUCCGCAGGUAGAGGACUUCAAUGCUUCUUGUUGGACCAAGGCGAAAGAGAGCCAUCUCGGCUAUGUGCACGUCAUGGACGCACUGUGGUCGGAAGCGGGUCAGAAGAAGCUGAUCAAAAAUUUGUUAAGGGUAGGUUAAAGGUGCUUUUCUUACCGCUUUUUAUGCCUCUCUCCCUUAGGUGGGGACAGGCAUAACAAGCGGGGUAAGCGAGCACCAAAAGCCUACCUCUAAAUUUCGAGGAAGAACUGGAGCGCUGUGCUCUGGCUCAGGCAGGGAAGGGAGAAGAAGACGACGGCGAAGAAGGUGCUGGUGUAGGAGGUGAGAAUAGAAGAGGGAUCAUAUCUGACAAUAGAGGAUCGUCGGAUUUGAACCCGAUGGGAGAACCCCCUACUAGUGAUGGAAAUUAUAGACAAGCACAAAGACAAGCAAGCACUAUGAACAUGAUGAACCUUGUUCCAAUUAUGACUCCAAGCAAGAAGACUAUUUCUGGUACAACUGCGCAACAAGAGCUACGUCCUCGCAAGGGCAGCGUCGAAGAACAAGAGAUCGCAGAUGAAGAGGUCUCAAAUCACGAAAACGCAAGUGCUGUCAGUAUGAGCCAAGUCGUUGAGCAUCAUGAACAAGGCGGCGAAGUUAUUCCAUCACCAGUGCCUGAAGAAGAUAGAGAUGGAGAUGAUAGAGAUGUCAUACAUGUGCCGCCAUCUGGCGGCAGGAUUCAUGUACCACACAGCAUAGUCAUAGAUGCAAGUCAAAUGCUAGACAUGGACGCGUAGAAAUUGAAAUGUACAUACAUUUCCAUAAGAACCCACCUCAUCUAGUCACAAAUGGUUCCAGUAAAUAUGGUAACCUGAAUUCGAUCACGAGGAUUCUCUUCUUGUUUUCCCCCAUGAUCAAAAUCAGGCUACCGAAUACCAGAACAGUACAAGUCAGGACUUAUUAGUUCUAGUUCUACUUCACGUAAGAAAAAAAUAGUCAUUUUGCUGCUGCAGUGACGUAUCUACUCAUCUGCCCUUAAUUUUGGAGCUGCUCCUAAGUAAGAAGUAACUUCGUUUCGCUUUCGCUUUUCGUCACGUAGAAGCAUGUAAAGAUCAUGUUGUUUUAGAGGUAGAUUGCAGAGAGCGUGUCAUAACCAUAUUGCACAAAAAGUUUUCAGAUUCAUAUUCUGAAUCAAUAAGUCAGUAGUCAUUUUCAUUCGCUAACGCUAUCUAGUUGUAGUACAAGUUCAUCAUGCUACGGCUGCUAGUUUUACUUCUGUAUGGAAAUUGAAAGGUAUUGCAAGAAGGAUAGCGGCACUGAAUUUGAGUAGAGGCAACAAAUGCAAGUGACAGAUCUGCAUAUGCCACCCAUUCAAGGGACACCAAGGACGCCACUCCAGAGAGCAU
Messenger RNA from Amoebophrya sp. A25, 2019 nucleotides. The record is from the annotation of a GenBank genome assembly. Lineage: Eukaryota; Dinophyceae; Syndiniales; Amoebophryaceae.